Molecule: messenger RNA, 916 nt
Organism: Trematomus bernacchii (emerald rockcod)
Lineage: Eukaryota; Metazoa; Chordata; Actinopteri; Perciformes; Nototheniidae
Gene: sdc4
Product: syndecan 4
Exons: 5
Coding region: 158-835 (225 amino acids)
Biological process (GO): cell migration
Cellular component (GO): cell surface; membrane
Source: RefSeq, a predicted model, not a curated record
UAUAAGCGCGAGCACACCGUGGAGGCUCAGAGAGAAACACCGCGUGAAGAAGGAGAUAAAAGAGCUUCCGUUGGACUAUACUGAGAAACCCGAGGAAACACCGCUGCUUUUUAAUAUCACUUUUACAACGUUAAAGCUACCUAAACUCACGAGAGCCAUGCUGACCCUCGGCCUCGUGCUGCUUUUAUCCGCAUCCGUCUUCUCAGAGUCGGUGAGGGAGACGGAGACCUGGAUGCCCAUGAAGACGACGCAGACAGCGGCCAUGUCGACGCACAUCGAGUCUUCGGGAGAUUCGCCCAACGGAUCAGACUUCGGAUUCACGGACAACGAAGACGACGAUGAUGAUGAAGGCGAUCAGGAAUAUGACGUCAACGAUGGCGAAGGAGAUGAUGAUUAUGAGGAUGAUUAUUACGAUGAUGAAGACGAGUUCUCCGGGUCUGGUGACGGAGCAACAACAGCCACACCUGGAAGAGAGUCCAAGCCGUCAGUUCAGCCCGAUGUGAACGACAACAAGAUCCCCGAGGUGGAGCGGCCGACGGUCAACGAGUUGGAAAUCGUGCAGGACACUAACGAGAUCCCGCUGCUGGAAAACAAGGCCGAGACCGAAGAGGAGUUACCGUCCAACGUCCUGAUGGCCCACGCCAGCGAGGACAGCAUCUUCAACAAGACCGAGGUCCUCGCAGCUUUGAUUGCGGGCGGUGCCGUUGGUCUGAUGUUCGCCGUCCUCCUCAUCCUCCUCCUCAUCUAUCGCAUGAAGAAGAAGGACGAGGGCAGCUACGAACUGGGGAAGAAACCCAUCUACAAGAAAGCCCCGACCACAGAGAUCUACGCAUAAACCCUGACCUCCACACACACACACACACACUUACAGACACACACUUGCAGACACACACACACACACACACACACUUACAGA